AUAUAAACUGUAUGUUACUGUGACAUCGAAACAAAUGCUCCGUAUAAUUUCACAUUUGGGUUUGGUUUGGUAUCGUUCACUGUCAUGGCUUCCUGAGCAAGUGGACGUUAAGGCCUGACAAUUUUUACAAAUCUAUCUCUUUCCUCGCAAAUUUAAGCUGAAAUCGAGGUUUUUAACAAGUCCUUUGCCGAUUUAUCUUAAUUAAGUAAUCAUGGCCGGGAGCAAUACGGCUCAAAAAACGUGGGAGCUAUCUAACAGCAUGCAGGAAGUUCAGAGCAUCGAUGAAAUUUACAAAUAUGACAAAAAGCAACAACAAGAAAUCCUAGCCGCGAAGCCAUGGACGAAGGAUCACCACUACUUUAAGUACUGCAAAAUUUCAGCUUUGCCCUUGUUGAAGAUGGUGAUGCAUGCCAGGUCUGGAGGAAACCUAGAGGUGAUGGGUCUAAUGCUGGGAAAGGUGGACGGUGAAACCAUGAUCAUUAUGGACAGCUUUGCUUUGCCCGUGGAGGGGACAGAAACCAGAGUCAACGCCCAAGCUGCAGCAUAUGAAUACAUGGCUGCCUACAUUGAAAAUGCCAAGCAGGUUGGUCGACUGGAGAAUGCCAUUGGCUGGUACCACAGUCACCCAGGCUAUGGAUGCUGGCUCUCAGGCAUAGAUGUCAGCACUCAGAUGCUCAACCAGCAGUUUCAGGAGCCUUUUGUGGCUGUUGUGAUCGACCCCACUCGGACCAUUUCUGCAGGGAAAGUCAACCUCGGUGCCUUUAGAACGUACCCAAAGGGCUACAAACCUCCAGAUGAGGGACCAUCAGAAUAUCAGACAAUCCCUCUGAACAAGAUAGAAGACUUUGGUGUGCACUGUAAACAGUAUUACGCCUUGGAGGUCACCUACUUCAAGUCUUCCCUUGAUAGAAAACUCCUGGAACUCCUUUGGAAUAAAUACUGGGUUAAUACCUUAAGUUCCUCAAGCCUCCUUACGAACUCAGACUACACCACAGGCCAGGUGUUUGACCUGUCGGAGAAGCUGGAGCAGUCGGAGGCCCAGCUCGGCAGAGGCAGCUUCAUGCUCGGCUUGGACACGCACGACAGGAAGUCUGAGGACAAACUAGCCAAAGCGACACGAGAUAGCUGCAAGACAACCAUAGAAGCAAUUCAUGGGCUGAUGUCUCAAGUCAUUAAGGACAAACUCUUCAAUCAAAUCAACACAUCUACCAAUUAAAGCUAAACCUCAAGGCAGUUUGGAUUUCACCUGGAUUUUUUUUUUGUGUGUGCAUGUCCAGCUUCUUUUGGAUUAUAGGUGUAUAUCUAACAGCUAAGAGUUGUGUCACAUUGGAGUGAUUUUGUGUCUGUUUUUUCUUAUUAAAGCAAAAGCUCAUAAAUAUAGUAAUACAUAGAAAAACAUAAAUAAAUAAAAUAUAAAAAGCACCGUAUGUGGUUAUUUCAUAUGAUCUAAACUAAAUUAUAUGGAUUUUUUUAUCCUAUAGGACAAGUUAUAGUUGGGACAGUAAAUAGUUUCAUUGUAAAUUGGAUUAGGGGGGUUAUUUCUAUUUAAAUGUUCAGUCCCAUAAACAUAGUAUGUAUUCUCAAUGCCUUCUGCAGACUUUGGACUUUUUUUGGAUGCUAAUUUAAACAUCUUUUCACCCAUAAUCCUUUGCAGUGCAUAAAAAUAACACACUAUAGUCACAUUUAGCACUAACCCUGCACCAGUCAGUCAUCCAAGUGUAGCCUGUCAUUGCAUUACAUAAUGGAACAACAAACCCAAGCUUCUGCACAAGCUCAACAGGAAUUUACUGCCAUGUGUGGGAUGUCUGCAGAGUCACUCCCCGCACAUUUUGGGACUCGGCCGUACAGAUUCUGGCAGAACGCUCAGCUCGGCAGGUUGUGGCGUGACGGUGAUGCAACACAGAGACAAGUUGCCUACACAGGAGUCUAUUCACACCACGUGUCUGCUCUCCAUCGAAGCAGCCUCUCACCAAGUCUGCUUUUUUUUUUUUUUUUUUUUUUUACUGACAGCUGCUCAGGCCUGGGUUUGUGUCAUGUCUUGUUUUUAUGGUAUUGUAAUGGUCAAGUGUAUAUUUUUAAUGUCAUGUAUUGGAGAAGAGAGAAUCCCACUGGGACUGUGUACGUACAUGUUUUUUCUCAUAUCCAUGAGCUCUGGCACCAUUUCUUAUAAUGAUUUUUUUCUUAACCAUAAUUCAAACUAUGACUUUCAAGUUGAGGGUUUUGUGUUUUAGAAUUAAUUUAAUUUAGCAGUCUAAAAUUGCUGAAUAGUGUUUUUAAACAGUCUAGUGAAUAGCUCAUGUUUUUGCCAGAUAUUUAAAUGAAUUACAUGGAUGCCUGUCACAAUGCUGAGGAAAUAUUUAAAAUAUGCACUUCUAAAAUAGUUUUGCCUAACA
Molecule: messenger RNA, 2393 nt
Organism: Melanotaenia boesemani (Boeseman's rainbowfish)
Lineage: Eukaryota; Metazoa; Chordata; Actinopteri; Atheriniformes; Melanotaeniidae
Gene: cops5
Product: COP9 signalosome subunit 5
Exons: 8
Coding region: 212-1216 (334 amino acids)
Biological process (GO): protein deneddylation
Cellular component (GO): cytoplasm; COP9 signalosome
Molecular function (GO): deNEDDylase activity; protein binding; metallopeptidase activity
Source: RefSeq, a predicted model, not a curated record